Jaculus jaculus (lesser Egyptian jerboa) is the source of this 2603-nucleotide messenger RNA. RefSeq names its product phospholipase A2 activating protein (gene Plaa). Lineage: Eukaryota; Metazoa; Chordata; Mammalia; Rodentia; Dipodidae. Gene Ontology annotation, biological process: proteasome-mediated ubiquitin-dependent protein catabolic process; ubiquitin recycling. Gene Ontology annotation, cellular component: nucleus; cytoplasm. Gene Ontology annotation, molecular function: ubiquitin binding. Bases 59 to 2446 code for a protein of 795 amino acids. The transcript is spliced from 14 exons. The record is from RefSeq and is a predicted model, not a curated record.
GGGCCAGUGACUCGUCUGGCGCUGGGCCGGGUUCCCCGGGCGCCCGAGCUUCCCGGCCAUGGAGAGCGGCGCCGCCAGGUACCGGCUCAGCUGCUCGCUCCCGGGCCACGAACUGGACGUGCGGGGCCUGGUGUGUUGCCUCUACCCGCCCGGGGCCUUUGUGUCGGUGUCCCGGGACCGCACCACCCGCCUGUGGGCCCCUGACAGUCCUAACAGGGGCUUUACAGAAAUGCACUGUAUGAGUGGCCACUCUAAUUUCGUGUCUUGUGUAUGCAUCAUACCCUCAAGUGACAUGUACCCUCAUGGACUAAUUGCCACUGGAGGAAAUGACCACAAUAUUUGCAUUUUUUCACUGGACAGUCCCAUGCCACUUUAUACUUUACAAGGCCACAAAAAUACUGUUUGUAGUCUUUCAUCUGGGAAGUUUGGGACAUUACUUAGUGGCUCAUGGGACACUACUGCUAAAGUCUGGCUGAAUGACAAAUGCAUGAUGACCUUACAGGGUCAUACAGCUGCAGUGUGGGCAGUAAAGAUUUUACCUGAACAGGGCUUAAUGUUAACUGGAUCAGCAGACAAGACUAUUAAACUGUGGAAGGCUGGAAGAUGUGAGAGGACUUUUUCAGGACAUGAAGACUGUGUAAGAGGUUUGGCAAUUUUGAGUGAAACACAGUUUCUUUCCUGUGCAAAUGAUGCUAGUGUUCGAAGAUGGCAAAUCACUGGCGAGUGUCUUGAAGUGUACUAUGGACAUACAAAUUAUAUUUAUAGCAUAUCUGUCUUUCCAAAUUGUAGAGAUUUUGUGACAACAGCAGAAGACAGAUCUAUGAGGAUAUGGAAACAUGGAGAAUGUGCCCAAACGAUACGACUCCCAGCUCAGUCUAUCUGGUGCUGCUGUGUGCUGGACAAUGGUGACAUUGUGGUUGGUGCGAGCGAUGGUAUUAUCAGAGUGUUUACAGAAUCAGAGGCUCGGACAGCAAGUGCUGAAGAAAUUAAGGCUUUUGAAAGAGAGCUCUCUCAGACAACCAUUGAUUCAAAAACUGGUGACUUAGGGGACAUUAAUGCUGAGCAGCUUCCUGGAAGGGAACAUCUGAAUGAAUCAGGUACUAGAGAAGGACAGACUCGUCUAAUCAGAGAUGGAGAGAGAGUUGAAGCCUAUCAGUGGAGUGUUAGUGAAGGGAGGUGGAUAAAAAUUGGUGAUGUUGUUGGCUCAUCUGGUGCGACUCAGCAAACAUCAGGAAAAGUUUUAUAUGAAGGGAAAGAAUUUGAUUAUGUUUUCUCAAUUGAUGUCAAUGAAGGUGGACCAUCCUAUAAAUUGCCAUAUAAUAUCAGUGAUGAUCCCUGGCUAACUGCAUACAACUUCUUGCAGAAGAAUGAUUUGAACCCCAUGUUUUUGGAUCAAGUAGCUAAAUUUAUUAUUGAUAACACAAAAGGUCAAACGUUGGGACUUGGGAACACCAGCUUUUCAGACCCAUAUACAGGUGCUGGUCGGUAUGUCCCAGGCUCUUCUACCUCUUCUAGCACAGCAUCAACAGCAGAUCCUUUCACAGGUGCUGGUCGUUAUGUGCCAGGUUCUGCAAGCGUGGGUACUACCAUGGCUGGUGUUGAUCCAUUUACAGGAAGUAGUGCUUACCAAUCAGCUGCAUCUAAAGCAGUGAAUAUUUAUUUCCCUAAAAAAGAGGCUCUGACUUUUGACCAAGCAAAUCCUACACAAAUAUUAGGAAAACUGAAGGAGCUUAAUGGAACUGCACCUGAAGAGAAGAAGUUAACUGAAGAUGACUUAGUACUUCUAGAAAAGAUACUAUCUCUGAUUUGUAAUAAUUCUUCAGAAAAACCCACAGCUCAGCAACUUCAGAUUUUGUGGAAUGCUGUCAACUGGCCUGAAGAUAUUGUCUUUCCUGCACUUGACAUUCUUCGAUUGUCAAUUAAACAUCCCAGUGUGAAUGAGAACUUCUGCAGUGGAAAGGAAGGGGCUCAUUUCAGCAGCCAUCUGAUCAGCCUUCUGAAUCCUAAAGGAAAACCUGCAAACCAGCUGCUUGCUCUUAGAACUUUUUGCAAUUGUUUUGUUGGCCAGGCAGGACAAAAGCUUAUGAUGUCCCAGAGGGAAUUACUGAUAUCCCAUGCGAUAGAACUGAAAUCAGGGAGCAAUAAGAACAUUCACAUUGCUCUGGCUACAUUGACCUUGAACUAUUCUGUUUGUCUUCAUAAAGACCAUGACCUUGAAGGGAAAGCUCAAUGUUUGUCAGUAAUAAGCACAAUUUUGGAAGUUGUACAAGACCUAGAAGCCACUUUUAGACUUCUUGUGGCUCUUGGGACACUUAUCAGUGAUGAUUCAAAUGCCAUACAGUUAGCUAAGUCUCUAGGUGUUGAUUCUCAGAUAAAAAAGUAUGCUUCAGUGUCAGAACCAGCUAAAGUGAGUGAGUGUUGCAGACUUAUCCUAAAUUUGCUGUAGCCAUGGGGAAGGGAGUUUACGAUUUUAAAUUGAUUAAUGUUUUUUUCUUACAUUUUACAUGACUAAUUACAGAUGAUAAAACAAUUGCUGUGAAUUAAGUUGAGAUCUUGUAAAGUGGUGUGAAGGGGGAAAAUUAUAAAUAAAAUUUUUGCACUGA